CAAUUUUUACACAAUUAUAAUCUGUCUAUGAUAUGAUAAUUAUCUUUUAACAUAAUUCAAUAGACGAAUAGAGAGCCUACUGAGAGAUACUUGUGACGCCACUGGGUUUGACUAGAUGGGAUACAGUUUGUAUCAGAAUUGAUUUCUCGUAGCAGGUUAGAAUUUACCGCUGCAGGUUAGGAUAAUUAACGUAGCAGGUUAGGACAACUAGGUUAAGGUUAGGAAAACGGUUAGCUAAAAUGCACAAAAAAGGGGGGGGGGGGGGGAGAAUCACCUUGACGUAAAUUUGACAAACGGUAUCCCCUCUAGCCAUGACCGCAACCACAUGCUGCUUGCUUGGUCAAACAGUUGGAUAAACCCAAAAGUAGUUACGUUAGUUAGCCAGUCGUUUAUUUCUUGGCCAUAUGAUAUACUAACGUUACAUAUUACUAAUGUCAAAACGGGUUUAGCAACAGCAUUAGCUAGCCACGAAAAUCAAAACUACAUGUUUACAGUUAAACAACAUAACCAUGACAGUGAGUUAUGGAGGCAUGAGUGGGAUUAUUAUCAACAUUAGAACACGGAGUUUGCCAGUUAAUACGAAUGUCUAUGGAUAUGAUUUCCCAUCAAAGCCCAUCAUCAUGACGAGGAAGCAACAUGGGAGAAGGGCGAGAAAGAAGAGGCAACGGGAGUGCAGAGAAACAACUGUUCAGUCAGUGACACUAUCUCAUGAACCACAAUUUGUGGCUCUAAGAAGAUGGCUGCAGCAGAGAGGCUUCAGCUCCAAGCUUCUAGUACCUGCACACUUCUCAGACACAGGACGUGGACUGAUGACCUUACAGCCUAUCAAGGCUGACGAUUUGGUGAUCUCCUUACCUGAAAAAUGCCUUUUAACUACCUCUACUGUUCUAAGGAGCUACAUUGGUGAAUACAUAGAAAGAUGGAAACCGCCUGUGUCUCCUCUCUUAGCUCUCUGUGCUUUCCUCAUCUCUGAGAGACAUUUUGGCCAACGUGCAGAAUGGAAGCCCUACAUCGACGUUCUGCCCAAAAAAUACACGUGCCCUGCUUACUUCUCAGAUGAGGUCAUCAACCUGCUGCCGGGGAGUCUGAGUGGGAAGGCCCUGGAGCAGAGAGCCAUAGUUCAGGAGCUGCACUCCUCUUCGUUGGACUUCUUCAGCUCCCUCCAGCCUCUCUUCAGUCAGCCCGUAGAGAGUGUGUUCACGUAUGAUGCACUGCGCUGGGCAUGGUGCAGUGUGAACACGCGCACUGUGUACAUGGAGCACCAACACAGCCCCUACAUGUCCAAGGAGAGAAAUGUGUAUGCCUUAGCCCCCUACCUGGACCUGCUCAACCACUGCCCAGCCAUACAGGUAAAGGCGAGCUUCAGCCAUGUGAGCAGGUGCUAUGAGAUCCGUAGCGUCCAAGGCUGCAAGAGAUUCCAGCAGGCUUUUAUCUGCUACGGUCCCCAUGACAACCAACGUCUCCUGUUAGAGUAUGGGUUUGUUGCUCCUGGAAACCCUCACAGUGUGGUGUAUGUGGACCAAGUUAUCCUUCAACAGUGCAUCUGUAUAACAGACAUAAAUCAGCUGGCACAGAAGCUAAUCUUCCUGAAGAAAAAUGACUUUUUAGCAAACUUGACCCUUAGUUUGGAUGGGCCCUCCUGGAGACUGAUGACCGCCCUCAGGCUGCUGUCACUUAAGACAGAACAAUACCCUUUUUGGAAGAGUGUCCUCUUGGGGGCGGUGGUGAGCCAGGACAGAGAGGAGUGGAGUGUCGAUGCAGCCCUUAGGCUUUGUCACUACCUGAUGGUUGACAACACUAGAGCUCUGGACAAGAUAUCCCAACUAACAGAGAGGGCAGACGCGUCUCUCAAGGAGCAGCUAGCUGUGGUGGAAUGUCUACGACGAGAGGAGCAAGGAAUUUUGGGUCUUAACCAGAAACAAUUGUUGCCAAGCAGACAGAACAGCAUGCACAACUUAGUAUGACGUUCCAGAACCAGUCACUUUAUUUAUCUAUCACUGGCUAUGCUUCUAUGAGGAGACAACCAUGUCUGUUUCAUUAUCAGUGCAAUGAAUUGGCUCAGCAAAAGGGCACGGUCACUAGCUAUGUUUCCAUUAACUUGUCCAGUGAUUUAUUUUUUUGGUCAACAUUUUGAACGAUUGCAUAGAAAAUAGAUGCGACAAUUGCCUGCUAGGGUGCAUUUCCAUUGAACUAUUUUGUCGAUUAAAAACCGCUGGACGUAAUAACAUCCCACCUAAAAAAACAAUUUACAACAAAAAUAAUAGCAGAAACCUAAUGUAGAAUAAAAAUGUGGUUCAAGUGUUUCCAUUACCCAUUUAGGCAAACUGCGCACUAAUAAAUGUACCACAACCUGUAUGCCCUCCCACCUAUCUGUUUAAUGUCUCAGGUAGCCCGCAAAAGCCAGCAUGGAUAGAAUGCAAUAAUCAGGGGCACAACUUUGGUUUUAGAAGUGUUGGGGACAUAAUUUUUUUUUAUCCAAUUGGAUAAACAGCCUACCUGACCGCUCAGAGGCAUCGGCAUGGUCCUAAAGCACACCGUUGCCUCAUUUUGUAUUACAUUCCAAUUAUAAAAAUGCAAUUUCAGAAUGUGGUGGGGGGGGGGGGGGGGAGACAUGUCCCCAGUGAAGUGAAAGUUGUGCCCCUGGCAACAAUUGACUAAUAUUUGCCAUAUUGUAAUAAUUCUCAUGUGCCAACGUAUAGCCUAGGCUCUAGCGCCCAUGGGCAGGCACUAUCGGCUGCCUAGGCUAGUCUGUGCCAUGUUGAAACUUGCACUGAAAUAAUUGGAAGGUGAAACUUGCAUUCAGCCAACCAGAAAAGCAAGGGGUAGUAUUCUUAAGUCAGGACAAUCCUUGUGCUAUUUUUAUAGUUGGAAAAUUGUUAUUUGUAAGCAGUAGGCAUUUAAUAUUUAAUGUAGAGUGGAUGAUGACAUCACGUGCCCACGUACCCUAAAAGUAUUCAGCAAUCUUAUCCAAAAAACAGUUACUGUCAAUUUGUCGCAACAAAGAAAGUUCGAAAUAUACAUUUUUUGGUCCAUCUUUAGAAAAUGUCUCUCAUCUGCCAUUUCCAUUACCCGCCGCAAUGAUUUUUUUUGCUACAUUGCUUUUGUUGAAUAAACCUGGGUCAAUGGAAACCUGUCUAUUGAUAGGUCAACGACCUCAGACAUCAGGGGUAUGUUAACGUUUGCUACAUUGCGGAACGGUUUGUACUGAAUGACACAUUUUCCCCAAACUUCUUGUAUGUUCUUGAACAGACUUUGAAAUACGUUUGCCCCGGUCGGUGGGUUUGCCAGGGUGUGGGUUGAAGCAAUGAGUGACGUAUUUGUAAAGGACAGCUGUGCAUUUUGUACCCACAACCAAACCCUGCCAUGUUUUUUUCCCCAAUUGGUCAUUCAGUACAGCACGGUUUCUGUUCAAUUGAACGUUCUAUUACGUUAUGUACUGAAUGCAGCCCUGUUAACUCUGGCCAAACACAGUGAGGGUCACUUGACAACAGAGCGUUGACUGGGAGGACAAACUAUUUGGAAGUGACCCGUCCCUCAACACUUCUGAUAUGCCCUCAGAGAGCGGUACAGGUGGACAAUGGUACUUCUCCAAUCCCAGAAAGCCUCCAGAAACAGGACAUUGUUGUUUCCCCACCUUAGAUUAAAUAAUUUAGCAAGAAUUUCUCUGGUCACAAAUGACAAACGAAAAGCAGUUGCAGUUUAUGUAGAAUUCAAGCUGGGUCAUGUUCAGUAAGGCACCAAACGGAAUAAAACUUCUCGGUUCUACUGAUGUUUGGUUUUCUGUUGCAAAUGAUUUGCUACGGUGUGUCAUACUAAACGCCACUGAUGUGUUGCUCUGUUGGAGGCUGUAAAAAAUGACAAUGCUUGAGGGUUAACCACAAAGGUUUUUAAUAAAAA
Messenger RNA from Salvelinus namaycush (lake trout), 3897 nucleotides. It is a transcript of the gene setd4, whose product is annotated as SET domain containing 4. The coding region runs from base 510 to 1964 and encodes 484 amino acids. Gene Ontology annotation, molecular function: transcription coactivator activity; histone H3K4 methyltransferase activity; protein binding. Lineage: Eukaryota; Metazoa; Chordata; Actinopteri; Salmoniformes; Salmonidae. The record is from RefSeq and is a predicted model, not a curated record. Gene Ontology annotation, biological process: peptidyl-lysine monomethylation; positive regulation of transcription by RNA polymerase II; peptidyl-lysine dimethylation. The transcript is spliced from 10 exons.